Molecule: messenger RNA, 10793 nt
Organism: Paramisgurnus dabryanus
Lineage: Eukaryota; Metazoa; Chordata; Actinopteri; Cypriniformes; Cobitidae
Gene: nbeal1
Product: neurobeachin-like 1
Biological process (GO): intracellular protein localization
Cellular component (GO): membrane; cytosol
Molecular function (GO): protein kinase binding
Source: RefSeq, a predicted model, not a curated record
AAACAGACACACACACAUACACACGAUCCGAUCCAGUGCCAGUCCGAUGAUAAUCGUCAUGUGUAUGUGGGCUGUCAGGAUGAACUGGUUACAAAAUGAGUUGAAAUCCAGUUUGGCUUGUUGAAUGUGACAUCUGUGUUUUCGUCUCGUGCAACAUUCCUGGGUCAUUAGCGUUGGGUCACGACCGAGUUUCGACGAGCUGCUUUUGUUCUGUCAGGGGUUUGGACAAACUUGUUUGCACUUUCAAUAUCAAAGACCUGGUGGAAAACUGCAGAUCCAGUUCACACGGGAUUCAUGUCAUUCACGCCAUGGAUUUGAUUUCACCGGGAUAUGUGGAUUAACACAAAUUCAUGAUCUGCUGGGAUUUAUCAUCCACGAACGAAUGUGGCCAGAUGUUGACAUCAUGAGACAUCAGGGAUAUUAAUUGUGAAAAUAACUGUAACAUUGCUGCCUACAUGCCCAGUGCAGAAUGGCAUCGACCGAGAGACUGUAUGAAGUUUGGAUGCUAUACUGCAGUAAGAAGGACCCAGACUACCUGAAGCUCUGGCUGGAGGUCUUCAUCGGAUCCUAUGAGAGAUGUCUGGAUGUGGACUUCGAGAAACCACCCAGCAGGCUGGAGGACACGCCCCCCGUGAUGUCACUGCUCCCAGAUAACAUCCUGCAGGUCCUGCGACUGCAGCUGCUGCAGUGCGUGCAGAAAGCAUCUGAGGGCCUGGAGUCUGAGCAGCAGGCGCUGGCUUUACUGCUCCUAAAGUUCCUCAUUGUCAUCUGCAGGAACCUGUCGAACGUGGAGGAGAUCGGUGCCUGUUCCUACAUCAACCACAUCAUCACCAUGACAACGCUCUACAUCCAACAGCUGAAGAGUAGGACCAAAGAGAAAGAGCUGGCAGACCAGACGCAAGCCGAGGAGUUUGUCCGUCACGCUUUGGCCUUUUGCGAGAGUCUCUACGAUCCUUAUCACAACUGGAGGCAUCGCAUUCACGGACAACAGCUCAGUGCGGUGGAAAAAAGCAGACAGAAAUUCAAAGCCGCACCGCUUACUGUAGAGUUUGUGCCUUUCUUUUACCAGUGUUUUCAAGAGAGCGAGCAUCUGAAGGACAGUCUUAAAUGUUGUCUCUUGCACCUGUUUGGAGCCAUCGUGGCUGGUGGACAGCGUAAUGCUCUGUUGGCCAUCUCGCCGGCCACCAUGGAGGUGCUGCUGGGAGUUUUGUCUGGAGGCGAGUGUCUGAAUGGAGACGGAGAGGAUUGGGACAGCGAGGCUCCGGACAGGAAAGGGCUGCUGACACUGGGAUGUUUGAGAGAGGUGGUGCACAGCCUCCUGGCCAGCAGCUCUGAUCAGAGACAGGUAGAGAUUAGCUCUGUGCUGGAGAGCUACUUCAAACUGCUCAACUCUGACCCUGCGGCAGCGGCGCAGGUCAAAGGUCGGCCGUCCCCGCACCGCUCCCGACACUGGGAGAGCCGCUUUGUGGCGUUACAGGUGAACAUGCUCGAAACCAUCCAGGACAUGUUUGAGUGCACGGACCGGCCCGUUCUGCAGGCCAUCUUCCUCAACAGUAACUGCUUUGAGCACCUGACCCGACUCCUGCAGAACAGCAAGCUGGUUAACGCUACGUGCACAGCUGCAGACAAGGACCAGAAAGAUUUAACCAACAGGUUACUGACAGGAGAGAGUGAGAUUCAGGUGUUCCAAGGGAGACUCGACUCGCUCGCAGUGGCCACCAUCAAAACUCUGAUGACGGUGAUGCACAAGUCUCCUGCCGCAAAGGAAGUGUUUAAGGAGCGGAUUGGCUACACGCAGCUGUACGAGGUGCUGAUCUCGCUGGGCCAACCGUCAAGACACCUGCUGAAGGAACUCAUGAAUAUGGCAGUCGAAGGUGAACAUUCCUCCGUGGGUCUUCUGGGCAUCAGCAACGUGGACCCUCUCUUGCUGCUCAUCCAGUGGCUCCCAGAGCUGGACUCUGCCGAGCUGCAGAUUUUCACCGCCGACUGGGUCCGGCGCAUCUGCGGUCUGAACCGUCGGACGCGGGCCACCUGCGUGAACUCCUCCAUGACCUUGAGAGUUCUGACGGCUCUGGAGAGGCACGAUCGCCUGCACCGGGUCUGUGUCGAGAGCCUGGUGGGUCUGCUGGGCUCGCUGGGCAGCCAAUCACUGAGCUCCAACGAACUCCAGCACCUGCUGAGGUUCUUACGUCAGGACGAAUCGGGUCGAGCUCACCCGUACGUGGGCCCCGUACUGCGGGCUCUCCUCGGCAUGGUGCGCAAACAGGGCGUAGAGAGCGCCAUGCAGUAUUUUGACAUGUCGCCGCCCAUGGCUGGCAUCGCCGUGCCGACCAUUCUCCGUUGGCCAGGCUCUGCCUUCAGCAUCUUUACUUGGCUUUCGUUGGACCAAGACCAACUGGGCGCGCAAAGUAAAGGAGAAAAAAGGAAACAGUUGUAUAGCUUUUUCACCCCGGGUGGAACCGGAUUCGAGGCCUUUAUCAGUUCGGCUGGAGUGCUUGUCGUUGCCGUGUGCACCAAGAAAGAGUACGUUACCGUCAUGCUACCCGACCACUGCUUCUGUGAUUCGCUGUGGCACAGUAUUGCUGUAGUUCAUGUGCCGGGGAAGAGACCGUUUGGCCAGAGUUUGGUUUAUAUUUAUGUGGAUGGACAGCAGAGGUUAUCAGCACCUCUAAAAUACCCAACUAUGACUGAGGCCUUCACGUCAUGCUGCAUCGGUUCUGCUGGUCACCGCACCACAACCCCACCCCCAUCUCAAAUCCCAGACCCUCCCUUCUCAGCUGGUAACGCCUCGGGCCGUUCGUCAUUCGGCGGUAUCCUCCCGGGCUGGGGCGGGCUGUUAGGAACCAAACCCGAAUCAGUCACCAAACUCAUUUCUGCUGGUACUCAGGACAGCGAAUGGGGCAGCCCCACCUCACUGCAGGGGCAGCUGGGAAAUGUCAUGGUGUUUCACGAACCCCUCCAAGCCAGUCAUAUCAAAGCUCUCUGCAGCGCAGGACCAAACUGUGUCUCUCCUCUUAAGAGCCAAGACGCUGAGCUCGGAGACUUGGCAAGCAAACUUUUACUAUACUAUUCCCCAAAGGCAUGUAGGAACCCAAUAUGUCUGGAUUUAUCUCCUAAUAUGCUGCAUGGGCGUCUGACAGGAAAUAAAGUGGUUAACUGGGAUAUCAAAGACAUGAUAAACUGUGUCGGAGGUCUCCCUGUGCUGCUACCUAUACUGGAACAGUUGACGUUGUUAACCCCAGAGUCACAUCACGUCGAAUCCUCAGGCUCAGAGUUUAUCAGCCCUGACUCAUCCACACCGGCUGAUGGAGACUGGGUCAUUCUGCCCUCCAGCAGGGCGUCAGAGGCCAGACUGGAGAAGAAUCUGGUGGCAACAUUCUUACUAGUGGUCAAACAUUUCCUGCAACGACACCCGAUAAACCAGGAAACCCUUCUGCACUCGCAUGGUGUGGCCACAUUAGGAGCGUUGCUUCAAAAGUUACCUGCGUUCCUGGUGGACGUGAGCUUGCUGGUGGCCGUUCAGCUGCUGAUCGAGCAGUUGACGUAUGAGAAAAACCCGCAGCUUCUCCAGCAGAUACACACGCAUCUGCUCUUCAACUUCAACAUCUGGAACCAAGGAGAUUUCCCCCUGCGCAUUGGUCACAUCCAGUACAUGUCCACCAUCAUCAAAGACAACAGGAAGCACUUUAGGAAGAAACAUGGAGUUCAGUUCCUCCUGGACACCAUUCGCUUUUACUAUGGUUGUGGAAGUAAAGAUGGAGGUUUGAGUGAAGAUGACAUUAAAACAAUCCGAGCGUCUCUCUGUGGCCUUCUCAAGUAUUACAUCGGCAAGGGCACCACCCAUGAUGAGAUCCAGAGCAUUCUGGGAUAUGUUGCUGCUAUUGGAGAUGAGGAACAGCUGUGUGCGAUAUUGGAGCUGAUGUUAACUCUGCUGCACACCAGCAUUGCGCGGGAUCAGCUCUUCCUGCUGCUGUUUGAACCCGGAGCGGCUGACUCCUGCUACGCUCUGCUGCUCAACAACAAAUACUCUGACCGCCUUCGAGAGCUCGUCUUCAAGUUGUUUGAACGGAUGCUGAAGUGUGACCGUGUUUAUGAGAAGAGUAAACACAAGUUACGUUUGAAGGAUGUGGGAUAUUCUGGGCUCAGUCUUCUGUUCUCAGACCUGCACCUCACAUCCAUCCUCAUCAAGUGCCUUCUUCACCAAGUGCUUAACACCGAUACUGUGGUGAACUAUAAAGACCUGCUGGCUCUGGUUCAGCUGACCCACAAAGCCGGGCCCAGCGUUCGACUGAUCGUGUGCAAGAGGCUAUAUGCACUGUUACAGUCUCAGCAGGACGCAGCGCUUCAAAUCUCCAAGCAGAUGUGUUGGCAAGACUCUCUAAUGCGUUUAUUUGUCCGGAGCCCGGGGAGCGACGGAGGUUCCGGUUCUGGUCGUAGUGAUGCCGCCAGCCUGGGGAGUUUCGAACUGAGUCGCGGCAGCAUAGCGAACCGCCUCGAACCUCUGAUGGAGCGCAGGUCUCUGUUUGACAGCAUCGGGAGGUCGAACGAAGAGAGAGACAGCGUCUCGGAUGGUGCUGGAGAUAGUAGAUCCAUAGACAGUCUGGAUAACGGAGAGCUGAUGUCCCUUUCCGACACCCCGGUGGAUGCACCAACACCCAAACCUUGGGGCGGGAAAGCGGGGGUCCUGAGUUUGGAUCUUUCUCAUGUGCAUCUGUUCGAUCACGGGGACAGCGGCAGUCAGACCCCUGGGAGCAUGCCCAGCACACCGUCUCCCGUAGAGAACGCCAAGCCUUUUCCUGGAACUUCUUCUCUGAAUGAUGACAACUUCCUGUUUAGUGAUAACACGUCCUUAGGAGAGUCUUUUAACUGUGUGGAGCGCACAGAGGAGGAACUGGCUCGUUUGUUGCUGGAAAUCGUGUUGUGCGUGAUGUGGAGGGGAGUGGAGGGGUCUGAUGAUGUUGCCUGGGUGGAGAGGGGUCAGGUGUUCUCUGCCCUCACCAAACUGGGUACUGCCAAUGAGCUGAUUCUGCCCGUUGACCACAUCAAACUCAGUCUAAUGGAGAGGAUGUUGGAAUGGGCCGUGACGGACAAUCGAGAGGCGACGACUGUCACGUUGCCCCAGCACACAGAAAACGCGGUGCGUCUUCUGCACGUGGUCCAGGACUUUCUGCAGGCUGAAGGUCUGGUGAACCCUGCGCUGUGGACCGAGAAGGUUCUGGAGGAGACGGUCACUCUGAUGGACGGGCUGAUGGUGUGGUACGCUGCGGGGACGCAGUGGCUUCAGCUGUCUCAGGUGGGGCUAAGACUGCUGCUCGGCUUCAUGGCGCAGGACGACCCACAGGUGUGUGCCAUGGCCACGGCCAAGCUGAACGGCAUCCUGCAAACAAAGACCAUAGAGUCUCAGGACGAGGCGUGUUAUCUUCUCGGUCGCAUUGAGGGAAUCCUCAGACGGGCCGUGAGCGAAGAGAGGACGGGGGAGACGUACUCCUAUUUAGUGCCUCUCCUCCGAACUCUUCUGUCUAAAGUCCACCGGCUCCUGUACAUGGAGCUACACCUCCCAUCUCUCCCUGACACCAACGGGAGCCCGUCGUUCUUCGAGGACUUUCAGGUCUACUGUAACUCUCCAGAGUGGAGGGUCUACCUGGACAAAUAUAUUAUUCCCUACAUGAAGCAGUAUGAGAUUGAGAUGUUCAGUCAGGGUCAUGAGAACAUGGCUCUUUUCUGGAAGGACUGUUACGAGACCUUCAUGCUCAACCUGCACCGCAGAGAUCGAGAAAGAGGAGAGAGCAAGAUACGCUUUCAGGAGCAGUUUGUGGAGCCGUUCAAUCGUCGAGGCCGACAGGAGAACCUGCGGUACAACAGCAUGGUGAAACAGAUCCACACGCAAAAUAGCGCCAUCCUCAGGCAGUGGAGAGCGGCACGCCGAGGGCUGUUUUGUGAAAGAGGACCAUGGGUGGACAAGCAGCAAAAGGACGUACGCUGGAAACUUUCUAGCGCUGAGAACUACUCGCGGAUGCGACUGAAACUGGUGAGGAACUACAACUUUGACCUUCACAAGGAAGCCAGCGCCCUGAGAGACAACCUGGGUGUGCAGCACCAGCGGGUAAACGCAGAGUCACUUUUAUUAGAAGUGGUGAAACAGGUAAAGGUCAGCGAUCUUGAUGAUGAUAUCCUGGAGCUUCUGGAGGAGGACCCGGCGUCAGCCAAUCAGGCUGAUUCUGAAGAGGCGGGUCAGAAAGAGAAACUGGUCAUCUCAGAGGACUGUCAGCUGGUGACGGUGGUCGACGUCUAUCCAGGCCGUCUGGAGCUCACAACGCAACACAUCUACUUCUACGACAGCAGCGCAGAGAAAGAAGAAGGUGUGGGUCAGGACUUUAAAUGGCCUCUGUCUCAGAUCAGAGAGAUCCACCUGCGCAGAUACAACCUGCGGCGCUCCGCUCUAGAGAUCUUCCUCAUCGAUCAGACCAAUUAUUUCCUCAACUUCACAAAAGAGGUGCGUAAUAAAGUCUACAGUCGGAUGCAUCUGUUGCGAUCCCUCUCUCUUCUUGACACGCGUUCGCCUCAGGACCUGCUCAAAGCAUCUGGACUAACUCAGAAAUGGGUGAACAGAGAGAUUUCGAACUUUGACUACCUGAUGCAGUUGAACACCAUCGCAGGAAGAACAUACAAUGAUCUGUCUCAGUAUCCUGUGUUCCCCUGGAUCCUGUCUGAUUAUACGUCAGAAGAGCUGGAUCUGUCCGACCCGCGUGUGUUCAGAGAUCUCUCCAAACCUGUGGCGGUGUUGAACGAGAGGAACGCCAAAGCCGUCCGAGAGAAGUAUGAGAGUUUUGAAGACCCCACGGGCACCAUCGACCGUUUCCACUAUGGCACUCACUACUCAAAUGCUGCGGGGGUCAUGCAUUACCUCAUCAGGGUCGAACCCUUCACCUCUCUGCACAUUCAACUACAGAGCGGAAGAUUCGACUGCGCAGACCGUCAGUUUCACUCAAUUCCGGGCACCUGGCAGACGCUCAUGGAUAACCCCAAUGACGUCAAAGAGCUCAUCCCGGAAUUCUUUUACUUCCCAGAGUUCUUGGAGAACCAGAACGGUUUUGACCUGGGUCGUUUGCAGAUCUCUAAGGAGCGAGUAAAUGAUGUCAUCCUGCCUAAAUGGGCCAAAUCUCCCGAGGAUUUUAUCCACAAGCACCGCAAAGCCCUGGAAUCAGAGUAUGUUUCUGCUCACCUUCAUGAAUGGAUCGAUUUGAUCUUUGGUUAUAAACAGAGAGGCCAGGCGGCAGUGGAGGCUCUUAAUGUCUUUUACUACUGCACAUAUGAAGGAGCUGUAGAUUUGGACGCCAUCACAAACGAGAAGGAGAGGAAAGCUCUAGAAGGCAUGAUUAGUAACUUUGGACAGACACCGUGCCAGUUACUGAAGGAGCCACAUCCUGUACGUCUUUCUCUAGAGGAAUUAGAGAAGAGAAGGUCUCGUCUGGACUCCUGUCCUCUCAACAUCUUUGAGCAUCUCACUGAACUCAAAUCAUUUUUCGUUGAGGGCAUCAGCGACAAGGUUCCUCUGGUUAAAGCUGUCGUCCCCAAAAACCAAUCGCAUUCCUUUAUCUCACAGGGAAGUCCAGAUACUCUGGUAACAAUAAGCCAGAAUUGUUUGAUGGGAACACACGGUUGGCUGCCCUAUGACAAAAACAUAUCCAACUAUUUCACUUUCAUCAAAGACCCUACAGUCGCCGGUCCAAAGACUCAGAGGUUUGUAGCGGGGACGUUCGCUCCAGGGAUUGAGGUCUCUGCUCAGCUGUUUGUUAUAUCUCACGAUGGGAAGCUUCUCUUCAGCGGAGGCCACUGGGACAACAGCGUAAGAGUGACGUCUCUUGUCAAAGGCAAAACAGUGGGGCAGCACAUUCGUCACAUGGACAUUGUGACGUGUCUGGCCACGGAUCACUUCGGGAUUCACCUGAUCUCUGGCUCCAGAGACAGCACCUGUAUGGUGUGGCAGGUGCUUCAACAGGGUGGUGCUCCGGUGGGCCUGUCCUCUAAGCCAGUGCAGGUGUUGUACGGACACACGGAUGAAGUUGUCAGUGUGUCUAUCAGUACGGAGCUGGACAUGGCCGUUUCUGGAUCAAGGGAUGGAACGGUGAUCAUUCACACCGUGAGGAGGGGUCAGUACAUGCGCUGUCUGCGGCCGCCGUGUGAAAGUUCGCUGCCCAUGUCCAUCAUCCACCUGGCUGUGUCCUUCGAGGGGCAUUUAUUAGUGCACACUUGCAUUGAAGGCAAAGCAACACUAAAGGACAAGAACGCUUUGCACCUGUACUCUGUUAAUGGGAAACACCUGUGCAGUGCCCCGCUGAACGAACAGGUGACAGACCUGUGUGUCUCAGGGGAAUAUGUGGCUAUCGGCAGUGAACAAGGUUUCUUGUCUGUCAGAGAUCUCUACAGCCUGACUCUGUGCGUUGCUCCGAUGGCGAUGCGGGUGCCCAUCCGCUGUGUAUCCGUGACUAAGGAACAGUCUCACGUGCUGGUGGGACUUGAUGACGGAAAGCUGAUCGUGGUGGGCGUCGGAAAGCCAGCGGAGAUGCGUUCUGGCCAGAUUACCCGAAAACUCUGGGGCUCCAGUAAACGUCUCACCCAGAUCUCGUCUGGAGAAACAGAGUAUCACACCCAAGAGCAACCCUGACCCCACCCCCUAAAUCACAGCCCUUCUGCCUGAUUGGCCCACUGUCCCGUCAAUCAGCACAGUCUCCCGAAUUCAUUGUUUCUGUAUGGAGGACGACUCUCCUCUCGCUGAAACAAUACGAAGGACUUUUAUAAUACAAGCAUCACAUGUAUGCAUAUCUGUGUGAUGUGUGUUACCGUUUGUGUGUUAUCUGUAUAGUCCUGUGGUUGGACUGGUGCAGGCACCAUCUAACUAUGCGUGUCGACCACACCCACACAUGCCCCGCCCAUUUUCCUGGUUGUCAUGCAUUUUAAUCAUCAUCAAUGCCAUUAUAACACAAUUAUUGUCUGUUCCAUUCUGUGUCUUGCAUACAUGUUUUGUUUAUUUUUCUAGUUGUUAUUUUUCGUUGGUUUCAGUGGCCUGAUCUUAUGUAACCUUUAGGGUGGAUUUGUGAUAUACAGUCAGUAUUUUUGCACACAGACAAAAGGUGGAUGUGAAUUUUCACCAAAGCAAAUUUGUCAUAAGCAUAAACUAUUCCAAAAGAUCAGCACGUACAGCAUUUUAUUUUAUAACAAAACGUUUAUGGGGUAAAAAACUGUUGAAUGUGUUGUUGUUGUCUUGAAUUACUUGAAUUGUUGUGUUGUUAUUUCAAUGAAGAAUGACACGUACGUUUUUAUUUUAUGGAUGUAAAGCACGUAGCUGCAACUUUGAUUUGAAGGAUUUGUUUUGGAGUACAAUAACUUGUUUUGUUUUGAUGAACACUACAACUAUAGAAACGGGAGAACGCUUCGAAGGGCUUCGUGAGAAAUGACAGUAAGCAAUACAGUUAUUGAAUCAAUCCCAGGUUAUUGAAGCAUUCCACUGUAAAUCAUUGCUAUUCGAAAUCCUCCGGUCUUCCUAGUUUCCAAACAGAGCACUACAAAUGGGAUUGAAGGUACUACACGGGGGACAGCUGUAAUAGAUGCUGCAUAGUCCAUUAGUCAGGUGAAGCGCUGUGUUCCUUCCUUUUUUAUAUUGCAAAGCCAUGCAGUCGUUGUUUACUAUGCAGGUAAACGUCCAAGCCUUCUACAGAAUUCGCCCGACGUUUGAAUUCUUGCUCGUUCAUAUGCAGUUUAUUUCUUUAACGUUGACUAGACGUGUGCGUAUGCAUGUACUGUUUGUCAGCAUGUUGGGGCCCCUUACAGAAAUUACAUUGGGGGGACCAUUUGUCCCACGAAUAAGUUUGUCACUGUUACUACUCUAAAAUCAUAAUAUACAUAUAUAGGAUCAUCUUUAAACAGUGUAAGGAAUUUGGGAAACUAUUUGCCGCUGUUUUAUUUUAGUAACUGUAGUGACUGUGGCGUGUUGCCAGAAACUAUGUUUACUAUAGUAAUUUUCUAAGGGUCUUGCGAGUUUGUUUUUAUCACCCGUGUCUUUGAGUAAAAUUUUCAUUCCUGUACUGAAAGCCUCAUUGUUUUAGAAAUGUAGAUAUAUUAAUGAAAAUAUUAAUACCAAAAAUGAUGGAUAAUAAUCAGGAUGUUUAUUUAUUGAGAUUGUGUUCUUCCAUAUAUACUGUAUGUGCUUUUAGUUUGCAGUGGUGCUGAUGUCCUAAAGUUUAGAUUUGGGAUGGGGUGUGUUUGCCUCAGAUGGUGUCACCAAGUGCUCCCACUUGUUGCUAUGGACAUAAUACCAAAAUCAUUUUUUUUUCUUUAUUCCCAAAUUGUUUCUUUAAAAACAGGAAAUCUCUGCAGAUUGCUGUUUUUAUUUGCAGAUGUAUGCGUUUUAUUUUUUGGGAUAAAACAAAUGGAGUGCCUUUUUAUUCUCUGUUGUCAUGGGGUUUAGACUCGAUGAUUUAAACUUUAGCAUGACACUUUGUGACCCCCUGGGAACAGCCACGGUUUCAAUGGGACAAACUUUAGCAGUGACACUUUUGUCGUAUCAGACCUGUGACUUCCAGUAGCUGUCACUAAUGUGUGUGUGUGUGUAUAUCUGUGCUUAUUUAUAAAUGUACAGCAUGAGUUUUAUUUCCUUGUACAUGAAUUGUAUUUUUUGCACUUUCCAGGUACGACGAAUUGUAAGAAAUCGUUUUAAAUGUCUCCUUGAUCUGUACAGAGAAAUUGCUUUGUAUAAGUGAAGAUUUAACAAUAAAGUCCUGUUCAAAAUUUGUGUA